UGUGAUUGGAAGGAAACCCCGUGGACUACAUUCAGUCGGAGAGGCUGAGAAUCAGCUGUAGCUUGGCACGCCGACGCCAGUACUCAGUGAGCAGUCAUGUCCGAGACAUCUCAGAAGGAUAUGGUGCAGAGGGCCAAACUGGCCGAGCAGGCUGAGCGUUAUGAUGACAUGGCGAGUGACAUGAAGGUCGUGACUGAGUCAAGCGAGAAAGAGCUGUCGAAUGAGGAGCGUAACUUGCUGUCAGUGGCCUACAAGAAUGUGGUGGGCGCCCGCCGCUCCUCGUGGCGUGUGUUGUCCAGCAUCGAGCAGAAGGCUGACGCUGGUGGAAGGAAGCAGGAGCUGGCCAAAGAGUACCGUGUCACGAUUGAGACAGAGCUGAAAAAAAUCUGUCAAGAAGUGCUGGAUCUCUUGGAAAACCAUCUAAUUCCCAAAGCUGAAUUGCCAGAGAGCAAAGUCUUUUAUUUGAAAAUGAAAGGAGAUUAUUACCGCUACUUGGCUGAGGUGGCUGUGGCUUCAGGAGAGAUGAAAGAAAAAGAACAGUCACAGGAAGCCUACCAAGCUGCCUUGGACAUCAGCAAAGAUGGUAUGGCGCCGACGCACCCAAUCCGUCUUGGUCUUGCUCUCAAUUUCUCAGUGUUUUACUAUGAGAUCCUUAACUCAUCUGAGAAAGCCUGCCAGCUGGCCAAAGAAGCUUUUGAUGCCGCCAUUGCAGAGCUUGACACACUGAGCGAAGAAUCGUACAAAGACAGUACACUAAUCAUGCAGCUAUUGAGAGACAACUUGACACUGUGGACCUCUGAUACCCAGGAUGAGGUAGAAGAUACACAGCAGGCUGCAGAAUGAGCCAGACACCCAUAGUCAUUCCUGUCUGCCUUCCGUCGUCCUGGCUCAUCUUCAUCAUGAUCAUCAACACUGAGACCACCUCAUUAUCAUCAUUGCCAUCCAAGUCUCGCCAUCUUUUUUCUGUCUUCUGUCUAGAUCUCUCAAUACUCAUCUCACUCCUACCAGUUUACUAUUUCUUCUUUUGUAGUAACUGUAGGGAAAGGGCGAUGGGGAGGGAGGGUAAGUUUUAAGUGGUCUGGUGGAAGGAUUCAUGUGGAAGGGUAAAGAUUGUUUGGGGUUGAAUGCCUGGCUGUUGACCUUUUCUGUGUGGGAGCAAUAGGGGUGUUUCAUUAUUAUUGUGCUGGGAGAGAUGAUAGGUUCUACAAUCACAAAAACAUACAGCAGUUUGAGUUUUUACAAGUAAGAAAAAUUGUUAUACUGUAUCCGUAUCCUACUCAUAUGAACAGUCCUGUUUGUGAGUAACACUUAUUUUUUCCAUCACACAACUGUGGCUUCACUAAAACAGGAAGCUGGCUCCUCACCUGAGGAGACGGCAGAUGUUAGUCUGUACUUGGCAAGAGAAGGGACAGCAGAGGUAAAGACAGUGGAGGUGUAAUGGGUAGUGCUGGAAACGAAAGGCAAGAUUUUGUUGGAACACAAAGGUUACAUUCCAUUUACUGUCACUUGCUCAACUUUCUACUCUGUUUAUUUUUUUGGGGGGGUGACUUGCUUUUGUAUUUCUAUGUAUCAAUUACGAGGUAUGAAAACUUUGAGGAACAAAAGAGCACACAAACUUGUAUUGUUGCUGUUUUGUAUGAGCACAGGAAAAAAAAAACAAUCCCAUGUCCUUAUCUAGUUACUGCUUUAUCAAAUUAAGAUUUUUAUUUGUUUUGUCUUUUCUUUUUCCCUUCCAAUACUUGCCUAAACUGCAUGUUGGUAAGAAGUAGCUUGUGGAGAAGUAGGGAAGGUUGUUGGGCUUGUUAGCUUUGUCUUUUCAUACAGGAUCACCCAAGCAUAACUGUUAUUCAGGGGGAAAUGUGUAAUUUCAUGUAAGUGGAAUAAAAAAAUAAUAAUUUAAA
This is a messenger RNA of Stegastes partitus (bicolor damselfish), 1901 nucleotides long. Its product is annotated as 14-3-3 protein zeta-like. The transcript has 6 exons. NCBI's taxonomy places the organism in Eukaryota, Metazoa, Chordata, Actinopteri, Pomacentridae. Bases 97 to 843 code for a protein of 248 amino acids. The record is from RefSeq and is a predicted model, not a curated record.